Aspergillus versicolor CBS 583.65 is the source of this 966-nucleotide messenger RNA. RefSeq names its product putative nicotinamide N-methyltransferase. The transcript has 3 exons. Gene Ontology annotation, molecular function: protein-lysine N-methyltransferase activity. The record is from RefSeq and is a predicted model, not a curated record. Bases 1 to 966 code for a protein of 321 amino acids. Gene Ontology annotation, biological process: peptidyl-lysine dimethylation. NCBI's taxonomy places the organism in Eukaryota, Fungi, Ascomycota, Eurotiomycetes, Eurotiales, Aspergillaceae.
AUGCUCCAUACUCGACUUCGCCCUCUUCCCCGUGUUGCGGGCCAUCCUAGCGCUUCUUCCCUUUCUGGCGCAACGCCGGGCUGCGAUGAGGAAUUCGAUGAGGAUCCAGAGGACCUCUUUGCCUCAUUCAUCCAAAUACCACACCUCUUUCCUGACGACAUCCCUCACAUCCACGGAGACUCUGGUCAACACCUCAUCUACUCUUCCCCACGAUAUGGAGAUAUACAGAUAAUGGUCCCGUCCUACCCGGGUCAAAAGGAAGACCGGAAACUGCAGGCGCAUUUUCUCUGGAGUUCGGGUAUGGUUGUUGCGGAGGGGAUUGAGCACGCCGAUUCGGAGAGCAAUUCUGGCGAUGAAGAGCUGGAGAUGUGGAAGGUACGAGGGGAGAAAGUAUUGGAAUUAGGCGCUGGCGCCGCACUCCCAUCUAUAACAGCCGCGCUAGCAAAGGCGUCGGCAGUAACAAUCACAGACCAUCCAUCAUCCACAGCGCUAGGACCAUCAGGUGCAAUAUCCUUCAACGUCAAGUGUAAUCUUUCUCGCCCAGAAUGCGGCGCCGAAAUUGACAUCAGGCCACAUGAAUGGGGAACAACUCUCACCUCCGAUCCCUGGGCUGUCUCCAAUAAGGGCCUCUACACACGCAUUAUAGCCGCAGAUUGCUACUGGAUGAGCUCUCAGCACAAGAACCUUGUGCGCACAAUGAAGUGGUUCCUUGCGCCAACGGGAAAGGUCUGCGUUGUUGCGGGGUUUCAUACAGGAAGAGCGAUUGUGGCGGAAUUUUUUCAGACGGCGGUGAAAAUGGGGUUAGAGGUCGAGAAGAUCUAUGAGCGGGACUUGAACUCGAGUUUGGAAGAGGGCGAACUGAGGAGGGAGUGGGUUAAUGAAAGAGAGGGCGAGGGCGUGGAGAAUAGGAGGAGGUGGUGCGUCAUUGCUGUCUUGAAGCAUGCCUCUUCCCCUUCUUCUACCUAG